This is a messenger RNA of Scheffersomyces stipitis CBS 6054, 3432 nucleotides long. RefSeq lists its product as uncharacterized. Lineage: Eukaryota; Fungi; Ascomycota; Pichiomycetes; Serinales; Debaryomycetaceae. Gene Ontology annotation, cellular component: nucleolus. The coding region runs from base 1 to 3432 and encodes 1143 amino acids. The transcript has a single exon. Gene Ontology annotation, biological process: ribosome biogenesis. The record is from RefSeq and is a predicted model, not a curated record.
AUGUCUUCAUUAAACACGGCUGAGGCUGUGACCAAAUUCUUGCGGUCAAAAACUGCCACUAUCGACCAAAUCAUAGAAACAUGCCUUUCCCUUCUUGAUAAUAGUACAGUUAACCAAGUAUAUCUUCCCAACAAAUGUACUUUUAUUCUUGAGUUGCUUAGUGACCGGUUGAAUGACUGGAGUAAUGGCCCGUUCAAACUGUGGAAAUACAAUAGUUCAAUCUGGCGUUUGCUAACAAAAGUAUGGGUUCUGUUAGCUUCGGAAGCUUCAAGCAAGACUUCGAGAAACAAAAUAUUUAAGAAAGUAAAGCUAGUUGAUAUCAUUAUAGACAUAUUGUCCAAUGCUCCGGAUCAGGAAUUGCUUCUGGAGCUCAUGAAUUUUGUUUCUUUGGCCAGAGAGGGCACUUAUAUCGAAAUCGAUGAGAAUAACUCUAUGAACAUGCUUAGCUCAUUCUCCAAUUGUAGUACUUUGCUCACAGCUAACGAUUCGGAUAUCGCCAGAUGGGUCUCACUCGUUAGAGACUUGUACCAAUUGCCUCGUCUUACGGUCAGCUUUUCACCUUCUAAAAAGUACUACAAGAAGUUCAUCACUACUUGUUCACCUAAUCUAUUGCAUUUCAUCGUCAUAUAUGGCACAAAGGGCUACAGUUCCAUAUUCAGAGAUAUCCUUGUCAAAGAGCUCUUCUUCGGCGAGUUGGUUUCCAACUUUGUUUCUGAUAUUGCCAGCGUCUUGAAAGAUGACAAGAUUCUAUUGGAAUCGAGUUCUGUUCAGUUAUUGUUCAAACUCGCUGUAGAAUUCGUAGCCUCGAAGGACUCAGCAUUGUGUGAAGAACUUUUCACAACCAUCAUUGGUAUCCCCAGAUUCUCCUCCUUGUCUGAAACACUACUUUCCAUUCUAGCCUCUGCUAAUAAAUCACUUUCUAGUAAGUUUUUCCUAGCAAUUUAUGAGUCGGAAUUCACAAAACAGAAGCAACAGAUCAACUGGAAUCUCACAAACUACUUGCUAGAACUUGACAUAGACUUGGCGAUGCAGAAAUGUGAAGAAGUCGUUACUAAGGCUCCCAAAAGCUCCCGAGAAUCUAUCGGUGUUUCUAUCCUUGAAGCCUAUGUUAAGGCUAGAGAAUUGCCCGAUUUCAUAGAGUCGAUUUGGCCACGGGCAAUUAAAGUUGAUCUCAUUUAUGCCCAGUCCUCUUUUAUCAAUGAAGUUUCCAAAAAUAUCAAGAUCUUGUCAUCUAAACAAUUGGGUCUUCUCAUUUCCGAUAUUUCGAACCUAGACGAUGCGAUUCAGGUUCCGUUGUUAACAGCCAUAUCGAAGGGUUUACUUAGCUGCCCUGUGUCUACUCAGGAUACCUUGAAACAAACACUUCUAGGAAGUAAGAACUAUUACAUGACCUCCAAGAAUACCAGAUGGGAAAUUUUGUUCUACUUGCUUUGUUUGUAUGGAAGAAAUGUCGACGUCCCAAUUGAGUCGUUGAAGAGCGAUACCACUCUUUACUAUUAUUAUUGCAUCUUACGUCUUCUUGAAUUGGGAAAGGAUUUUCCGGAUAUGAAUUCAUUUCUGAAAUCAUUUGCUUCUCUUCUUUUGAGUAAUCCAGAGUUGCUGAGAGUGGUUUUGAAGAGAUGGUUAGUUGUUAUUGACUACUAUUUUCCCAAGCCUCAAAUCGACUCUAUAAUUGCAUCUCUUGUAAGACACCUUCAUGAAUUUGGUGAGUUGUUGACACCAGUAUUUUUUGAAUGUCGCAAGUUACCAAAAUCAUUAAUUAAUUAUUGCAUUGACAAUGUCGAUACCGCCAUCGAAUUGACUACCCUAAUUCCUAUCUACUGUUUUGACAGAACUUCUAAGAAGAAGCUACUUGAAAUCUUCUUGGAACAAACAGGCAAGACCAUAAACGAAGAUAAGCAAACAAAGAUCAGACUUGCCAUCAAACAUUUGCUUGAGCAGCCUACUUUCACUUCUACGAUCGAAACUGAUUUCAGAAAAGCAUUAAAUUUGUUUAGAGUUUCCAAUUCCAAUUCAUUGCAAAUUGCUCAAGACAUCUUUAGUAUCAUUUGGAAGAACCACUUGAAUCAAAUAUCCAGCAAGCAGAAUGAAGCCGACGUUGUGGAUACUGUAAAGUACUUAACGAAGUAUUUCUCUUCCAAAAAGUUCAAAGGAAUUGAUGCUGAAUUCAGUGCUGCUGAAAUCAUCAUUAUGAAUAUCAAGAAAUAUGAUCAGAUAGAGUCCAGUUUACUUGUCCAUUGUGAAACCUUGAGGACCUACUUUUCCAAUGCUGUCAUAUCAUCGUUGAAGCAGCAGUUAAGCAAGAUGAAUAUUGACGUGGUUAGUAGACUUUUGAGGUUUUUGGAAUUAUCUGGCGACGAAUCUUCUGAUGAUGUAUUAAAAAUUGUAAAGGAAAUUGGUCUGAAGAUUGAAAAUGAUGAUGAUGACUCAUUAAGAGAGGUAAGGCUAGCACUCUUCACCUUGCUUUCUUCCAGACUCGAGCAUACGUUUGAAAACUCAGUAUACAUUUUCUCCUUGUACAUUGCACUUCAAGACGGUUUCAAUGUGGAUGCUUCUUUGGCGUUAGAUUCCUAUUUGCAAGUCUUAUCAUCCAAUUAUGCUCAAUUCUUGAAGUGCUACAUCUAUGUCCUUGGAUCUCUUGAAGAAGCACACGAUGAACAUUGUGAUGGCUUGCUGAAAUUGAUCCUCUUGAUGGUUAAAUAUUUGCAAAAGAGUCAUCUAGAAGAGAGUAAAAAAGCUUUCACAAGAACUAUUCUGAGUAUUAGCACCAAGAUUGGCUAUAUCCACGCGGAUGUUGCUGGCAUGAUCUUAGUUUCUCUCAAGAAUAGUCUCAGUGAGACUGCCUGGUUGUUUAGCCAGUACCUGCUUGAAAUGGUAUUUUCGUUGACGAAUCUGAUUGUCCUUCUGGAGAAUGGCAACAAUGCUAACAACUACAUUCUUGCUACCCAAGUCAUUUCUCAUGUGUUAUUGUUCCAUAGGUAUAAGCUCACUUCUCGUCAUCAUAUCGUCAUUAACACCUUUAAUGUGUUGAUGAGAAAGUUAAGUAUGAACAAGUCGGAUUUGGCAUUGUCUGAUAGCGAAGAAGCUGCUGCAUCCUAUUCAAGAUUGAUUGCCAACUUGUGUGAGCCUUCGAAGCUAGUUGUUUCGAGAGAAGUGGCCAAUGAGAAGCUUACUACGGCUACGUCGUUGAUCAAGAAGUCUCUCAGAAAGCAUGUACCUAUGUUGUUGAUCAAUUAUAUUUACCUCAACCUUCGGGUCAACUUCAAGAGCAACGUUAAUGACCAGUUGAUGUCUGGAAUCUACAGCAUAUUCGACGUACUCUCACAGAGCGAGCUUCAAUUGGUGAGUUUGUCUCUCGAUAUUCCUGGAAAAUCGUACUACAGAACAUUAUAUAAUAACUACAAGGACCACGGAAAGUGGAAAGAUACAUAA